GGUUGCCUAUUAAUACAAUUGAACUCCUCCAGGAUAGCUGCCACAAAAAGCAAAGUUCUAUUACUCAACCAACUGAACUCAUUGAUACGAUUUCGAAGAUGAGCUUCGUCAAGACUGACUCGUCGAUCACCAUCAAGACCUCGACUGCUCAGGCAGAGAUCGCAUUCCAUGGGGCUCACGUCUACUCGUGGAAGGUCGAGGGGAAAGAGCAGUUGUUCUUGUCCUCUGCGUCCUCGAUCUCUGGACCGGCUGCCAUUAGAGGUGGAAUCCCGAUCUGCUUCCCAGUCUUUGGCCCACCACCUUCAAGAGAACCGUAUGCAAGUCUCAAGCAACACGGCUUUGCACGAAACACCAGCUGGAAAUUCGAUGGAGUUGAAGAAGGAAGCGAUUGGAUAGAGGCCCGCUUCAGCUUAGAUUCGAAUAACCCCGAGGUCCAGAAAGUGUUCAAGCCAGCCUUCGAAUGUCAGUACAGAGUCAAGAUUAGAGAGCGAAGUCUGGUGACCAGUCUGGAGGUGACGAACCCCUCGGAGACGACGUUCGAGCUGCAAGCGCUCCUGCACACCUAUCUCCGUCUGCCCGACCAAGGAUCGCCCCAGGAUGUCCGUCUGGGCCCACUGAAGGGCUUGUCGUUUGCUGACAAAGUGGCCCAGGGCGCGGUGGAUACCGAGGAUCGAGAGGCCGUCGACUUCCUGGCGGGCGAGGUCGAUCGGGUCUAUCAUGGCGUACCAUCUAAGAUCGAGGUGGAGCUAGGACACGGCAAGAAAAUGACGAUCAAGACCGAUGGACUACCGGACCUGACCGUCUGGAACCCUCACGAGGCAAGAGUAACGCGAUGGCCGACAUGGAAAACGAGGGCUGGAAACGGUUCGUGUGUAUCGAGCCUGGCCAAACCAGUUUCGUCUCCGUCAAGCCGAACGGUUCUUGGAAGGGCUCUCAAGAACUCGUCGCUCAUCUAUGAACGAAACCGCCCGCUUCGGACUAUCAAAGCUUGCCUCGAAGAAGGAAGUCCUUCACUCACUUCCAGAUCCUGUCUACUUGAUUCCUCCAACUUCGAACAUGAUGUCCCCUUCCUCCACUUGUAUCCCCUGAUCUUGACCGACUUUAUAUAUCUCAGUAAAAACAUCGCUGCCGCCGGCUUUCCAUAAGUCUCUCUGCUGUUGUUGUUUGACCUCGCAAUUCGCUUCCUAGAGUAGAGAUAAUGUCAUAAUAUUAUCCUUAUUCUCCUCUGAAUUGACUGACUUAUAUCACAGGCAUUCCGCGACUACCAUCGAUUUUGGCGAUCGUUGGGACUUGCGGAGUCACUUCUCAUCUCAUAAAAGAAAAUUGGUCUGAUUGAUUCGUUUUGAAACCAAAGGAAAAGAUGAAUAUCUUUUUAAAAGCAAAAUUUUCCCUUCAUUUUUAUGAUUUACUUAUACUAACAAUUCACAAACUACAAACAAACAAACAAACAAAAGAAAACUCUUGAUGUUUUUUUUGGAUUGAAAAUCAUGGUACAUUGGAUGACUUCCCGUCGCGGUUUACAACCCUCCCAGGAUCUGAUUUAUACCCCC
This is a messenger RNA of Puccinia graminis f. sp. tritici CRL 75-36-700-3, 1550 nucleotides long. RefSeq lists its product as uncharacterized. Gene Ontology annotation, molecular function: isomerase activity; carbohydrate binding. Gene Ontology annotation, biological process: carbohydrate metabolic process. The coding region runs from base 99 to 1145 and encodes 348 amino acids. NCBI's taxonomy places the organism in Eukaryota, Fungi, Basidiomycota, Pucciniomycetes, Pucciniales, Pucciniaceae. The transcript is spliced from 6 exons. The record is from RefSeq and is a predicted model, not a curated record.